Hirsutella rhossiliensis is the source of this 1692-nucleotide messenger RNA. RefSeq names its product heat-labile enterotoxin alpha chain domain-containing protein. Gene Ontology annotation, molecular function: toxin activity. The transcript has 3 exons. Lineage: Eukaryota; Fungi; Ascomycota; Sordariomycetes; Hypocreales; Ophiocordycipitaceae. The coding region runs from base 1 to 1692 and encodes 563 amino acids. The record is from RefSeq and is a predicted model, not a curated record.
AUGGACAUGGCUAAAGAAAGAGGAGGUUACGUGUUCGCCGUCAGCCCGGACAAGAAGACAAUCGAUGUCAACAAUUCACUUGGGAAAUUUUCCCCCCAUCCUGAAGAGUUGGAAUAUGUGAUGCUCAACGGCGCGGAACCGGGUCAAAUAAAAGGUCACAUGAAGGUGGAAAAGGGAGCCCAAUGGCAAAAAAUUGAAAUCCCAAUAGGAAAAGACGACCCACUUCCCAAAGGCUUCAAUGCUAAUCAAGGCUACGACGCCUUAUAUCAGAGAACGGGGGAUAUUAGCGCGAGGCCUGAACUAGCCGGAUUUCCACCAAACCACAAGGCGUGGAAGGAGGAUUCGUGGAAAGAUUUCAAGAAGAAGAGUUUAGAGGAGAGUGUUGAGAAUAUCCUAUCCCAAGCAUGUGGCAAGAAGUCUAAGAGAGACUUGGCCUGUUAUGCAAUUGAUAAGCCCAACGGCGGCAAGACCGAUGUGGCUCCUGAUGGUAACAAGGUCCCUACGGAGGGCAAAGGCCCUAAGUCCAAGGCUUUGACAAAUAACGACGUGGCAAAGGCAGCGGACGACUUCUCGAAAACCUACUUUGAAAAGUCACUGGACAAGUAUAAGCUUCGCCAAGUAGCAAAAAACGCCAAGCAGCCAAUAACCUUUACCAGCCUCAGGGACAAGCUCAGUACAUCAUAUAGCAAGGGAUUCCGGAAGCUCACGACGGUUACGUUCAAUCCCCGGUUCAAGGGAGGUCUAGCAUUGGAAGGGCCCCAGCUAAUCCUCUGGUCCAAGUCUAUGCUCGAAGUCUUUGCCAAGGAGUCGACGGCGCUCGAACAGGUGGCCGUCAGUACCUCCAUCAUACCGCUUGUCGGUUGCUUCACUCAGGGCGCGGCAGACGCGGAAAAGGGAAAGCCCAACUACUUCGAUACCGCCUUGUGUGCCGUCGCCGACCGGCUUACCCUCUCCCCGGCCUGGCCAUUUGGCGUGGGGCUACAUCUGCUACGUACCGUGGUCCCAGUGUCCGGCUUCCUGUUCAAUGCCGGAAAGGAAUGGGCCGAGGCGUCCGAGUGGGCGGCGUCGAUAUCGAAGCUACCGGGCGACCGGCCAGAGCACUACCAAUCGGUGUGGGCCGAGUAUCGCAGCAAAGCAUUUGAGCAGUUCAAGUCGCCUGAAGUAGCUGCCAUGAUAGACGCUCAGUUCUCGUCAGAGAUGAUUGGCGUCCUGUUCCUUGCAGCGGGAACAGCGGGCAGCAUGCGUGCAAUUUCGCUGCAGGCUUCCAUCACCAACAGCACCACCGAUGAUCAGAUAAGCAAGCUCGGUAAGGCUGGCAACGUCUUGAUGGAGGGCAAGCUUGAGACGCAGAUCUGCUUGAGCAUCUUGGACAAAAAGAAACGACUCCAACGAGACUUGGAGAAGGGCAUAUUAGACAAGUUGGAGGAGCUAUACGGCGAGUUCGACAAACAGUACUUUGAAACGGCCAAGGCUAAAUAUGCGAUUUGGUACAAAGAGUCCUACCGAACCCAGGCCGAUGAAGACCCUGGGUAUUUUAUCAAUCGAAUGCAAAGCGGCGCCGAAGAUGCAGCUCGCAUCAGCAAGGAGGUCACCGACAAGCUCACAGUGCUGGGACCGUGCCAGCGCAUCCAAGUUUGCAGCGAUGAUAGACCAAUGGCGGCGCUCUUUACCGCUGCGCUAGAAGUGACGUAA